Messenger RNA from Osmerus eperlanus (European smelt), 2012 nucleotides. It is a transcript of the gene adrb2b, whose product is annotated as adrenoceptor beta 2, surface b. The transcript is spliced from 5 exons. Lineage: Eukaryota; Metazoa; Chordata; Actinopteri; Osmeriformes; Osmeridae. The record is from RefSeq and is a predicted model, not a curated record. Gene Ontology annotation, molecular function: beta2-adrenergic receptor activity; norepinephrine binding. Gene Ontology annotation, cellular component: plasma membrane. The coding region runs from base 747 to 2012 and encodes 421 amino acids. Gene Ontology annotation, biological process: adenylate cyclase-activating adrenergic receptor signaling pathway; negative regulation of smooth muscle contraction; norepinephrine-epinephrine-mediated vasodilation involved in regulation of systemic arterial blood pressure.
GUGUGAGAGCAGGGACACUGAGAACACUGAGAUAGACACACACACACACACACAGACACAGGGACACUCUGAACCCUGAGACAGACACACAGACAGACAAAUAGAGAGACAGAUAGACAGACAGCGAGAAAAACAGACAGACAGAGACAGGCAGGCAGGUAGAGAGAGGGACAGACAGGACAGGACGAAAGAGAGACAGACAGGAGGCAGGAGAGACCACAUAGACAGAAAGAGUGAAAUACAUUUAAGGAAGUAAGAAAAAGGCAGAAAGAAAAAGAGAAGCAGCAGCACAGGAAAUCAAGCCCGACUACAACAAUGAGGAGUCCUAAAGAAGAAACACUUGAAGAGGAUUUCUAACCCCUUCCACCACACUAAAGGAAUACCAGCAGCAGUAUCUGGGAUAUUAAUACUCACAGCACUGCAACAGAGAUACUACCAAGAUUACUCUACCUGGAAUGUCAGUACUCAGAGAGCUGCAAAAGAAGUGUUGAGAAGACCACCUGGGAUAUUAAUACUUACAGGAAUAUGACAGGAGUACCUGAAAGUGUUGUAGUAACAGCACUGCAACAGGAAUACUGCAAAUAGUACCUGGAAUUAUAGUACUCAGUGCAUGCAGUGCUGCAACCGGAGUAUUGCAAAGACUCCCCGCGAUACUGAAAUUCUGUACCUGAGUGCUGGAAUAUUUCCACUGGAAAACCUGCUGUGCUUAUUGGUCUUAUGGGAGUCCAGGAAGGAUCUGGGAGGUCAUGGAGAGUGUGAGCGUCCCAUCCAACCUCACCAUGGAGACAAACUCCUCCCCCUCCUCCGAUUUGUCAUCGUCCGACUACAGCGAGGCGGAGCUGGUGUUGCUAGGCAGCCUGAUGGCGUUGCUGGUCCUCGGCAUCGUCUUCGGCAACGUCCUCGUCAUCACGGCCAUUGUGCGUUUCCAACGGUUGCAGACGGUGACCAACGUAUUUAUCUCGUCGCUGGCGUGCGCCGACCUGGUCAUGGGUGUGGUGGUGGUACCGUUCGGGGCAUGCUACAUCCUGCUGAACAACUGGCACUUUGGCAACUUCCUGUGCGAGCUGUGGACGGCAGCGGACGUGCUGUGCGUGACGGCGAGCAUCGAGACCCUGUGCGUCAUCGCGCUGGACCGCUACCUGGCCAUCACCUCGCCUCUGCGCUACCCCUCCCUGCUCACCAAGCGCAAGGCAUGCCUGGUGGUGCUGCUGGUGUGGGCGGUGGCGGGCCUCAUCUCCUUCCUGCCUAUCCACAUGGAGUGGUGGGUGUCGGACGAGGUGGAGGCCGUGGCGUGCCUGAAGGAGCCCAGCUGCUGCGACUUCAACACCAACGCCGCUUACGCCGUCGCCUCCUCCAUCGUCUCCUUCUACCUGCCGCUGGUCGUCAUGGUGUUCGUCUACGCCCGCGUCUUCCAGGAGGCCCGCCGACAGCUCGCCAAGAUCGGACGCAGCGAGGGUCGCUUUCACCUGGCCCACGCUGCCGCCGCCUCGGCCAAUCAGAACGCAGGAUCGGAGAUUGGAGAGGAGGGGGAGGGAGGAGGGGGAGAGGUGAGGAUCCUGAAGCGUUCCAAGUUCUGCCUGAGGGACCACAAGGCGCUGAAGACCCUGGGCAUCAUCAUGGGCACCUUCACGCUCUGCUGGCUGCCCUUCUUCCUGCUCAACGUGGGCGUGGCCAUCUGGAAGGUGGACGACAUCAAGAUCACCUUCAGGGUCCUCAACUGGAUCGGCUACGCUAACUCCGCCUUCAACCCCCUCAUCUACUGCCGGAGCCCCGAGUUCAGACACGCCUUCCAGGAGCUGCUGUGCCUCAGAGGAGGGGUGUGUGGGGGCCGGCGGGCGGGGCGAGGGGCGGGGGUGCCCUUCUUCUGCCCCAAGAGCAUGGGUCUCUCUGUCCGUGUUAAGCGCACCGCAGACAAGGCGCGCUGCCACGAGCAACGGGAUCAGCGGAGACAGGACUUGCGCCUCUACAAGCGCCGGUCUCUUUCACACUCUCCUCCGCUCUUCCGUUACUAG